Messenger RNA from Saccostrea cuccullata (small rock oyster), 1545 nucleotides. RefSeq lists its product as uncharacterized. NCBI's taxonomy places the organism in Eukaryota, Metazoa, Mollusca, Bivalvia, Ostreida, Ostreidae. The transcript has 3 exons. The annotation marks the transcript as partial. The record is from RefSeq and is a predicted model, not a curated record.
ACAAUUUUAGCUUUCACGUGUUCCUCGGAUAGUCAGUGUCCGUACUCAGGUUACUUCUGUUGUAAAGGAACAAGAUAUUGCUGUCCGUGGGGUACCGUGUGUACAGGGACCAUCAACUGUAUCAGUAUCGGGACAAUAGUUGGACCUAUCGUCGGAGCAGUGGUCCUUAUUAUUAGCUGUAUCGUAUGUUGUGUGUGUUACAAUCGCCGAAGGCGCCAGGUUCCACCUCCAGCAGUUGUUUACGGACAACAACAACAAGGAGUUGUAAUCGGACAACAAACAUAUGGACAACCCCAGGCUUACGGAAAACAAGUAUAUAGCAAACCUCAAGCUUACGGACAACCUCCAAAUUACGCCCAAGGUUACGGACAACCUCAGAUAAGUGAAAAAGGUUAUGAUUCACCAUUGUCAAAAGAUACAACGGACAACAAAGUGAAGUACUAGACGGCAGAAAGUAAAACAACAUUCCCAUUUAUAUUAGAAAUACAUAUCUUAAUAAUCGUGGUAUGUUUAAGUGAAGUUAGACACGCACAAAUCAUUCAGUAAUGUAUUCUUUGCUUCCAAUCAAACAACGUUUAAUGAUCCACGUUCUUUUGGAAUAAUUUUCAGAAUUAAUUCAUUAUAUUAGUAUUUUAUCAUAUUUUUUCACUCACGGUACCAAAGCAACAUCAUGUCAUCAAUUGUGUGUAAAAUCUUUGUAUAUCAUGUCCAAAAUGGGCAUUAUCUAAUCAUUUGAUGCUUGUGUAGAUUUAUGUUUUAGCCCACCCCAGAUGUAAUCUCAAGUGAGCUUUUCUGAUCAUCUUGGUGUCCGUCUAGCUGUUCAGCUGUCUGUCUGUCCAACCGUUCAAAACUUAACAUUUUCAACUUCUACUCAAGAAACCUUGUGCCAAAUAUAACUAAAAUUGGUACUUAUUUUGAUGCAGAAAAUAUGAAACUUAUGUGAAAACAUCCUGGGAAAGUGUCAAAAUUAAAUUGUUGAAAUUAUGGACCCUUGGGGUUUGAUGAGGCCACAAAAUGGAGUCAACGUUCAACGUUAAAAUAUGUAGGAAAAAUCUUUAAAAAUAAUCUUCGGGAGAACCAUUAGGUUUGGAAAGAUGACACUUAUGUGAAAUCAUCCUGGGUUGGUGUAGAUUCAAAAGUUUCGAAAUCAUGGCCCGGGGGGUAGAGUGGCAUAACAAGUGGGAAAACCUGGUCAAGAAAGGUAGGCCCAAAGUUACUUAUGUGAGCGUUGUGGCCCAUGGAUCUCUUGUUUAAUGCUAUGCAACUACAUGUCUCCCUUCAUAAAUAUAUAAUUUUUUUUAAUUUCAUACAUACAGUAUUAUAUCUUAUACCUUUCAUCCGUAUCCGAUGAUUUUUUUUUUUCGCAAAAAUGCAUGAAUUUUGAAUGAAUAUAUAAAAUGUUUACACCACUUAUUUCUGGUCAAAACAUUGUCUUUUACAUUAUUUAUACAGUCGCAUAAUACAUGUACAUGGAUUGUAAAAAUGUAUGUAUAAAUAUAAUAUACUGUAAAUUAUAAACAUGUUUUUAAAUAAAAUGUCAUUUAU